UAUGGAGUGUCGAAAUAAAACUGGAGUUCCAGCCCGGAAGCUAAUCCAAGCUCGGCUGCCCUUCAAGCGCUUGAACCCCAUACCAAAGGAGAAGCACGAUGCAGACCCCGAAGUGAAGAAAGCCAGGAGCGUGCCGCACGUCCUCAAUCAAAACACACCCCACCCCGCCUCACCGCACCCAUUGUCGGACAAUGUGGAAAACAGUUGUGAGGAAGAAUCGGAAUCCCACGUUGCAAAACUGGUUAACGGCAAGGGCCCUCUGGAUAACUUUGUGCAGAAAAGUAAAAGAAAGGAGGCGAGUCCGUCUCGGCUCUUCAUAGACCUGACGGACGACCCUCCUCACAGGCCGAAUGAUAACACGGGUGGCACCAAGCCCAACGUCAGAGUAGCAUCUUUGGGGGAAACCCCGAAGGAGAAAGGAGGCCAGGCUGGUUCCCCAAAUUCCUCUUGUGACACCCAGGGAGAUCCUUGUUUAGAAACUGGCUUAGACGUAACAGAUAAGGAACUUCCAAGUACGGGGUCCGCUGGGAACGAAACCAGUGUUUGCAAGGAGGACAAACCUCCGAAUGUCAUAUUUGAACGGAAAAUGCCGGUCGUGGUUCUGGAGGACAUCUUGGCCACCAGAUCUCCUCAAGCUGCAGCUUUGGAAAGGAGCGUGACGUCUGAAAACGAAACCAUGGAGUCUUGUCCGGAAGAGGAGGACACGCCAUCUACAAAUUCUUCCUCAAGUUCUCUCUCCCUCACCAGCUCUCCUGAGGCGACCAAGGAGCACGACGUCACUCCGAUAGCUGCUUCAACGCCGAUUUGGAAGGCUUCUCCAAAAGUCCAUCGAAGUUCAGAGGAGAAGGAGAAACUCAAGCUACAGAGGGACCAAGAACGUACAGAAAAACUUCAGAAGCUGCAAGCUGAGCAGGAGGAGAAGAGGCAACUGAAAAAGGAAGCCAAGGCUGCCAAAGAACGUGCCCGCGAGGAGGCGAAGAGGAAGAAAGAAGAAGAGAAGGAGCUGAAGGACAAAGAAAGGAGAGAGAAAAAGGAGAAAGACGAAAAGGAGAAAGCUGAAAAACAACGAGCAAAAGAAGAAAAACGGAAAGAGAGACAGGAAGCCCUGGA
Protobothrops mucrosquamatus (brown spotted pit viper) is the source of this 1110-nucleotide messenger RNA. RefSeq names its product chromatin assembly factor 1 subunit A. The record is from RefSeq and is a predicted model, not a curated record. Gene Ontology annotation, biological process: nucleosome assembly. The transcript has 4 exons. NCBI's taxonomy places the organism in Eukaryota, Metazoa, Chordata, Lepidosauria, Squamata, Viperidae. Gene Ontology annotation, cellular component: CAF-1 complex; nucleus. The annotation marks the transcript as partial.